UCGCAGAGAAUUUCGUCCGAUCAUAGAAGUGUGUACGGACACACACACACAUCGACAUUUACUUAUAUAUAUACGUAAAUGUCGAACGAUGAAAAUGAUUGCUCAACACCACAUUGAUUAGACUGUUGGAAAAGAAAAGAAUCCUAACAUCGAGCUACAACAAGUGCCCUCCUACUGAGUUACAUCUGCAAAGGUUUACUUAUAUACACGAAAGAAAGACCAUCUUUACAUGUAUUUAAUAAGAUGGCGUCGUCCAGUUUCUCUCAACGCUACGAAAACCUUCUCUUGUAUAUUGUCUUCGCCGGUGCUGCUGCUAUUUUCGGAUUUUGUUGUUGGGUCUUAAAUGUUGGAUACGGAAUCAUCUUUCAAGAUUCAGGUUAUGAAGCCGUGACUCCCUGGCGAUGGAUAGCUUCCACAGUUUCACCAGUGCUUUUAGCCAGUGUAGCCUUCCACCGGAAAUCACUGAAUACUUCUGGAGCUUUUAGUGCCCUGUUUGUUGGGUUCCUGAUGAUUUCUGCCAACAUUUGCUUUGCCACGUCUUUGAUUGUCUUCUUCUUCACGGCGUCGUCUGCCACAAAAUUCCGCAGCAGUAAAAAAAGGUCCUUUGAGGAAAACUUCAAAGAGGGCGGCCAGCGCAACUGGGUGCAGGUUGUAUGCAAUGGUGGAGUGGCCAGCGAAAUCAGCCUGAUGUAUCUCAUUGAUAUUGGCAUGAAAGAAUUUCCAGUGGAUUUUGUUAAUCACUACCAGGCAUCAUGGAUGUCAACAGCUGUGUUAGGAGCACUGGCAUGUUCCUGUGGAGACACAUUUGCCUCGGAAUUUGGCACUGUCAUCGGUUCUGGACAGCCACGACUCAUUACAACAUUAAGAAAAGUUCCCAGAGGGACCAAUGGUGCCGUUUCCUUUGUCGGUUUACUCUGCAGUGCUCUUGGUGGUUUGGUUAUCGGUGUUACUUACUAUUUAACACUGUUGCUAACCAUCAACCAACGGAAGCUCCACGAGAGUCCAGUCCAGUGGCCAGUCAUCAUAGUCGGCUUAGUCUGUGGGUUCGGUGGGUCUUUCAUUGAUUCUCUCCUUGGAGCAACUGUACAAUACUCCGGUUACGACCAAGAACGGAAUAUAAUUGUCGAACAUUCUGCUCCUAAUGUCCAACAUAUCAAUGGCAGACAACUGCUCAACAACCAUGCCAUCAACUUACUUUCUUCUUUACUCACUGCUGCUUUCUCUUCUAUCUUUUCUUACCAUCUUUGGUCUUACCUAACAUAAGAUAACACCCCAGAUGUCUGCUUCCCCUUUUUGGGGUUCUCUUUCUCUCUCAUCCAAACAAUCAAAACUAAAAAGUCUUUCAUUUUCUUUCCUCACUGGAUGCAUUGGCAAUAAGAGUUUGGUCACCAUUCCACCCGAUUCCAGAGAGGAAAGCCGAAGGUGUUCUGUCCAUCACCAUUCCAAUUUUAGUUUUCUUUUUUUUGCUGACAUUGUCUAUCUAAUGUGUCGUAGCAGUCUCUUUUUAUGACAGUAGGAGGUGAUCUGAGGGAGAUUAGACUGCUAUUUCUAACUAGUCAGCUGACCAAGUAGCAGCUGCCUUAUUUGCUUGUGUCGGUGGUUUAAUGGUCCAUUGGUCUGGCAUGGCCAGAACACCUGGGAAAUAUUUGUGAAGAUGACUGCAAUCGUUCAGUUUAGGUUGUUUGACAUUUGUCAGUCUCUGUUUAUACUCUUCUCUUUGUCAAACAUUUUCAAUAAACUGCUUUUUGAUAGAAUGAUUCUAACAAGAAGGAAAAAGAAGGUGCCAAGUGUGAAAUAUAUUCAGGGUGUCCAUAAAAUUAUUUUUACAAUUUGAAAACUUCUGUAAAAUAAGAACAACUCAGAAAACAGGCAAAGAAAUAAAGCUUCCCGAGAAACAUCAGAAAAACUUCCCUGUGGUCUGAGUCGAUUGUAUGCAUCUAAAUGAUGCUCAAUUUCUGACCAUGGGCUUUAGAUAUGGCUUGGCAUAUGUUUUCUGUGAGAUCAGUGGGGGUCUUUAACUGUUGCAUGUUAGACUCUGUCUUUAAUGUAGUCCCAUAAGAAGUCUAGCAGGGUGGUUAUAUCUGAUGAUCUAGAUGGGCAGGGAGCUGGACUGCCCCUCUCAAUCCACUGGUUUGGGAAAGUUUUGGUAAGAAACUCUUGAACAUUCAACCCCUGAUGGGGAGGUGCACCAUUUUGUUGGAAAUAGCUGUUGGCUGCAAAUGGUGCAACUGUGGCACAAGAAAUUCUUGUAAAAGAUCAAUCUAAGUGUUAGAAAGAAUCAUUUUUUUUCUGCAAAGAAAAAUGGGCCAAUCAUUUGAUUAAAUCUGAGGCUGCACUAGUCAUGGAUUUCUAAGUUGUUUCUCUCCAUGCAGAGAACAUGCCACCUCAUCAAUGGUCACUCGUUGGUUCACCAGAACCAUCUCUCAAGCUUGUUGAAUCUUCAUGCCAAUGGUGGAUGUUGAUGGGUGCCCUGCUUCCUCUUUGAGCUUCACGCUUGUCUGGCUACUUUUAAACCUCUUGAUCCACUCAUACACAACUCUUUGUGGUAGAGCACUGUCCCUGUAUUGGACUGAAAGGCUGCGAUGAAUACCAGACUAGAGAAAUCAGGUCACUGAUCUGUGUUUUUUCUUUGGUGCCAACAAAGCAGUCAUCUGUGACACAAGAAAAAACUUGAGCAAUCACGAUCAAACCUCAGUUAUAUAACUACAAAAAUACCACCUUUUAACACAUAAGGCAAUGCAGCCAGCCUGAAAGAACUUGUGGAAGUUGUAAAGAUAAUUUAUGGACACUCUGUAUAACAUAUAUAGUGUGAAAUAUCUCAUUAUGAUUCAGUCAGUCUUUUAUUGCCAGCCGUUGUUACGAGUGCCUUUUGUAUUUUAUUGAGAUUGUUGAUUUCUUGAAAAAAUAAAUGGAACUUGAUAAUCCAGAAAAUUUAUAAAUAUGAAUUAUUGUCCUCGUGUAUCAAAUUCCCCUUUCAUGACCCUUGACCUUUCAAAGGAAUUUUUAAAAAAUCAUUCAGUGUUAAAACUCUAAAGAAUAUAAACUGAAUGAAGCCUUGAUAUAUCAUCAUCAUCAUCAUAACCAUCAUCACUUCCACUUCCACCACCAUCUAUACUUUGAGUCCCUAAACCUUUUGGUUUGUGUUGAAAAUGUCAGUUUGUUUGUGCAAAUUGUUCUGGUGCCAGUGAAACUUGCCAUUCUAGGUUUUACAUGUGGAAUGGUCCUGUUGUGACAUUUAUAAAGAAUUGAUUUGAGAAUUUCAAACUGCUCAUCAUGUCUUGCAGACCAUUCAGAGAUGAGCCCUGAUGCUUUACUAUUGUAAACUUUCAGCUUUUGUGAUAUUUUGCUGUCAUUACUGAGGAGGAUACUGGCAAAAUAUAUACACACCCACAUACAUAUACUCAUAUGUAAAUAAAUGUGUAUGGGGGGGGGGGUGAUAUAAAAUGAUGUGCAAUGUGAGAAAGUAAUUUUAUUUUUUCAAUCCCGUUUCUUCAUUGAUCUGUCUGUCUGUUUGUCAACCUAAACAAAUAGAUUAUUGUGUUGCCUCAUAAAAUGGUAUUUACAUUGCUACAGAUUUUAGCUUUUUUUAAGGAAGAAUAGCUUCAUUAACCUCACCUGAACUCUUUCCUAGUUUUGCCCCUUUCUUUCCCCUUAUCCUUUGGUAUCAAGAGCUGCCUGGCUUGUGUCCAUGUCCCCCCCCCCUCCUUUUUUUUCUUAGUUGGUCAAAGGAGGAGCAGUCCUCAUCUCCUGUGGAAUUGGUGUAACUGAUGUCAAACCCAAACAUCUGCCUGCAAAAACAUGAGUGGAGAAAAUACGGCCUUGCUAAAGGUCAGAGAGAGCAUUCAAGUGACCAGUCUGCGAGUCCAUUUUUGUGUUGAAACUUAGCAGAGAACUCUUUUUUUCAUCAUCAGAACAGUGCUAUCAACUUUGAUUUGAAGUUUCCUUCAUUGCUUCAAUGACUGCAACACUGCAUUUCUAACCUGACACCAAACGCUUCUCUUCUUAUAUAAACACAAAGUCGAAACUGGCAAUCGUCUGGUUAAGCUUUUUUAGAUUUGCUUGACUUGAUUGCACCAUCCAUCAUGAUCUCUUAUAACAUUCAGGAGGUCAAUAGGGCAACACCCUAUCUCCAUUCAGAGAUAAUUGAUGUAAGUUUUUGCUGGAUAGCUGACCCAUGUACAUACCUAAUGUCCAUAGGAGACUAUCGCUAAGAGAUUCUACCUUAAAAUCUCCAGCAAUCUCCUAUGCAUGUGCUUCUCUCUCUCCGCUCAGUGAUUGCAAUAAGGCAACCAAACAGUAUUUGCUUAGAUGUUUUUUCUGAGUAAUUUGAACAACGUACUAAUGUAAGCUCCAGGUGUUUACUGAGUGCCCAGUCAGGCGACAGGUGAUAAUGAGUUCAUUGUGCCACAGUCUAUCCAAAAAUACAAGACACGAAACGUAGUUAACCCUUUUCAUACCAACCCACCUGUCAUCAUCCCUGGUUCUUUGAUAAUAAACUUCAGGUUUUAAAAUGAUCAAAAUGAAAACCUUCCAUCAAAAUUCCACAAUCUAUUUUUGUCCCAGACACCAGCUUAAUAAUGGCAAUUAUUUUACUAAAUUCUUAAUUAUUUUCAAAAUUAAUUGAAACAAAAGUUCUGUAUUUCCACAAAAAUAUGGCAAUAAAAGAGUUAAAGGUGUUAUGAUGUAUGUUGAAAUAGAUUUGGUUCAGUGAUUAUAAAUAAGAUGUUUGAAGAAACAAUGCCAGUUUAGAGAUGAGAAUGUAAUCAAUAUUUUGUACCAGAUUAUAUUUCAAUCUUGUAAUGAUUAAAUAGUGGUCCAGGACUGAACUAUUUCUUCCAGAAGAUCAAGACUCUAAUGUAGAUUUAGCCAUAUUCGAAAAGUAGGUCUCCCAUGCUUUGGCAAAUCUCAGCUUGUUUAAUUGAUUCAGUGGAUCUUUGAAGAUGGAAUCUGCUCAUAUAAUACGCUGCUUUGUUUUGUAUUGUUUCCUUCUUUAAAAUAGGGGAUAUUUGAAAUUCAGUGUUGCUGAACAGGGCUACAUUUUUGUUCCUGCUUUAGAAUUAUGUUAGAAAGGUUUGCAUGUGUGAAAAGAAAACAAUAAGAAGACUGCUUGUGCAAAGAGAAAUAUAUAUAAAUAUAUGGAAAAUGAUGUGACUAGAGAUUAUGUAUCUGUUAUGUUAAAUGAAAUAAUAAACAAAAUGUGGUUUUGUUGACUUUAUUUGAAUAAAAUUUUAUAUUAUAAAA
This is a messenger RNA of Octopus bimaculoides (California two-spot octopus), 5241 nucleotides long. Its product is annotated as transmembrane protein 19. Lineage: Eukaryota; Metazoa; Mollusca; Cephalopoda; Octopoda; Octopodidae. Gene Ontology annotation, cellular component: membrane. The record is from RefSeq and is a predicted model, not a curated record.